AUGGCGUCCGCGUUUAGGGAAGAGCAUCACGACUCUGAUGUCGAUUCGUACCACGCCACAACCCACCAGGCCACCACCGCCCGUGUCUCGGGCGGCAACGGCAACGGCGUCGGACGCGGCAAUCAGCAUGCUGGCCAACAGCUAGACGGCGACGACAUGCCUCCCUUGGAAAAUGCAUCGACGGCGGAUACGGAUGACCACAUUAUCAGCAAAAACAGCCCGCGCCGAGAACUCACUCGAGAAAAACUCGCCACCGCUGCCAGAAACUCACGAGCGUGGAGUGCUGCCCAUAUCAAGCACAAAUGGAAGUGGUAUCUUCUGGGAACCAUUAUUUUCCUUGCCAUCUUGCUGCCUAUUGUCUUCAAGGUGGCCCUUCCCGCCAUUGUCCAGCUCAUUGUGAACCAGCAGACACUCCCCAUCCGCAGCGGCUAUCUCAACGUUGUUGCGCCCGAUACGAUCAAGCUCACCCUUGAUAGCUCGUUCCGUAUCCCGCCCGGUCUCAAGGCAACGACCAACGAAUUUGUCCUCCAGCUCUACGACAAGAGCGCACCAAAAUUCUCCCCCUUCCUAUCCGUCGAGGUGCCCCCUCUGACCCUCAAUGGCGGCAACACCAACUUCAGCAUCAAGGACCAGACCCAAAAAGUCACCGACAUGGAAUCCCUAACUUCAUGGUUCGGCGGAUUCUAUGAUGCGCCCGGUAGCUACGACCUCAGCGUCCGUGGCACCCAGGCUGUCAUCUCUCUCGGCGCGCUCAAGUCGGAGCCUCGCUUGGAUAAGACCAUCACGGUGCAGGGUCUAAACAAGCUUCAAGGGCUCCAGAUGAAGAAGCUCGAGUUUCUCUUCCCAACCCAGAACGGCAUUAACAUCAAGGGUGACCUCAUGCUUCCCAAUCUCAGCCCGCUCGCUCUCUCUUUCGGAGACAUUGAACUGAACAUUGCUUCGGGUGACUUGAAGGUGGGCCACUUGACUUUGUCCGACAUUACCCUCCAGCCAGGCAACCAAACGCAGUCGUUUGAGGGUUUCCUUGACCUCAACGCCGUCAUUGGAAACCUGAGCACCUUCCUUGGCAGCCAGUCUCUCCCGCUUGGCGAAGGUGUUCUGCAGCUCAACGCCACGGCCACAUCGGUUAUCGUCAACGACCAGCACAUUACGUUCCUCGAGGAGAUUCUGGGCAAGCGCCCGCUGGCGGUCAACAUUUCUGUCGUGACUCUGCUUAGCGACCUUCUCAGCGGCCUACUCAAGGGCGGCGGCGCUAUUACCGGCUCUGGCCCGAACAACGGUACCGACUUUAUCGACAAGCUGUCUGGUGUUUUUGCCAACCAGACCCUCCUGAGCGGCAUUGCGGGUCACUGGACUAAGCACAAGACGCGCAGCCUCGGAGACGGCGGGCUGGAGUCGCGCUCUCUUUUGGGUGACAACGCAAUGUGGAACAUGGUGAAGCUGGGGCUCAAGCUCAAGGCUAUGCAGGCGAAGAAGUAA
Cordyceps fumosorosea ARSEF 2679 is the source of this 1479-nucleotide messenger RNA. RefSeq lists its product as hypothetical. The coding region runs from base 1 to 1479 and encodes 492 amino acids. The transcript has 2 exons. The record is from RefSeq and is a predicted model, not a curated record. NCBI's taxonomy places the organism in Eukaryota, Fungi, Ascomycota, Sordariomycetes, Hypocreales, Cordycipitaceae. Gene Ontology annotation, cellular component: fungal-type vacuole membrane.